ACUCUGAUCUAUCCCCUCUGCUGGCCUGCCUGCCUGCCUCGCCAACCGAACCACUCGGUCUGACCUUCCAAGACUACUUUCAUCCAAAAGAAAAAACCUUCUCCAGAUUUCAGAAUGUCGACUUAUAGGAGCAGCAGUUACACUAUGAGAAGCUCUACUGCCCCACGGAGCUUCAGCAGCAGUUCCUAUACUGCACCAAGCCUCAGCGCCCGCAAGAGCUACAGUGUCAAGAGUUCCUAUGGGGGCAGCAGGGGCUUCGGAGGAGCUGGCAUCACCAGCUCAUCUACCUUUGGCCUGAGCUCAAGCAUGGGUGGUGCAAGCUUGGGCAUGAGUGGAGGCUACGCUGGUGGCAUGGUUGCUCCAGCCCCUAUCACCGCCGUGACUGUGAACAGGAGCCUGCUGGCCCCCCUGAACCUCGAGAUUGACCCCUCCAUCCAAGCUGUCCGCACCCAGGAGAAGGAGCAGAUCAAGACCCUCAACAACCGCUUUGCUUCUUUCAUUGACAAGGUUCGCUUCCUCGAACAGCAGAACAAAAUGCUGGAGACCAAGUGGAACCUGCUGCAGGGACAGACCACCACCCGCUCCAACAUCGACGCCAUGUUCGAGGCCUACAUCGCCAACCUGCGCAGACAGCUGGACAGCCUGGGCAACGACAAGAUGAAGCUGGAAGCCGACCUGCACAACAUGCAGGGCCUGGUGGAGGACUUCAAGAACAAGUAUGAAGAUGAGAUCAACAAGCGCACAGAAUGUGAGAACGACUUUGUCCUCAUCAAGAAGGAUGUCGAUGAGGCCUACAUGAACAAGGUUGAGCUGGAGGCCAAGCUGGAGAGUCUGACAGAUGAGAUCAACUUCCUCAGGUCGAUCUAUGAGGAGGAACUGCGUGAGCUCCAGAGCCAGAUCAAGGACACCUCAGUCAUUGUGGAGAUGGACAACAGCCGUAAUCUGGACAUGGACUCCAUUGUGGCUGAAGUCAGGGCUCAGUAUGAGGACAUCGCCAACCGCAGCCGUGCCGAGGCAGAGACAUGGUACAAGACCAAGUAUGAGGAGAUGCAGACGUCCGCCAGCAGAUACGGAGACGACCUGAGGGCCACCAAGACAGAGAUCGCAGACCUGAACCGCAUGAUCCAGAGACUGACAUCAGAGAUUGAUGCAGUCAAGGGACAGCGUGCCAACCUGGAGGCCCAGAUCGCUGAGGCUGAGGAGCGCGGUGAGCUGGCAGUGAAGGACGCCAAGGCCCGCAUUAGGGAUCUGGAAGAGGCCCUGCAGAGAGCCAAACAGGACAUGGCCCGCCAGAUCAGAGAGUACCAGGACCUGAUGAACGUCAAGCUGGCUCUGGACAUUGAGAUCGCCACCUACAGGAAACUGCUGGAGGGAGAGGAGGACAGGCUGGCAAAUGGCAUCAAGGCUAUUAACAUCUCCCAACAGAGCACAAGCUACGGUGGCUUCCCCAUCGACAUGAAGAGCGGCUACUCAAGCAACUACUCCAGCGGUUACAGCAGCGGAUAUGGCAGCGGCAGCGCAUACGGCAGCGGCAGCGCGUACGGCAGCGGCAGCAUGGGCGGCUUCAGCGGCACCAACACCCAGAGCAAGAAGAACGUCGUCAUCAAGAUGAUUGAGACCAAGGACGGCAGAGUGGUGUCCGAGUCCUCUGAGGUCAUCGAGGAUUGAGCUGUCUAGCUUAGAGGUGUAGGUGUAGCUAUCUGUCUGCUAUCUCCUCUGCCUCUCUGGUAGUUUUAUACUCACAGUUCACCCCCCCAACUAUCUUAAUAAACAAAUAUGAAGUGAAAUGCUUGCCAACCACUCUCCAGUAGAGCCUAAUUGUGUUUUUUCCUGAAGCAAUAAAUGAUCCUAACACUACCAAAGAUUUGAAAGGGACCAAAGAAUUUAUUUUGUAUGUCUGUCGUCUGUCUGUACUAAAAGAGUAGUUUUUGUCCCACAAAGUGAGAUUAAAAACUGGGCAAAUUGCGACUUUGAAAAACAAAAUAACACUCCCUUGAACUCUACGGCGAUUCCACACAUGAAAGGCUGUUUCCUUCAAACGGUGUUGCGUCAAACAGACCGCGGUGUUGUCAAAGGAAUGUGAAUGUACUGAACCGUGCUUCAGCGUUGUUGGUCAGCUAAUGUCUUAAAAUUGCCUGCUACAGUAGGUAGUGCAUGUCUUCCCUUUGCGUGUCCUGUAACUGAAACUGUUCGACCCCUUAGGAGGCUGCCCACGUCAUACUGUUGUCCUGAGGUGCUGUUUUUGCUACCAAACCAAAUAAAAAAGUGUUUACUGAAAAAAAAA
Chelmon rostratus (copperband butterflyfish) is the source of this 2284-nucleotide messenger RNA. RefSeq names its product keratin 8 (gene krt8). The record is from RefSeq and is a predicted model, not a curated record. Gene Ontology annotation, biological process: intermediate filament organization; keratinization. Gene Ontology annotation, molecular function: structural constituent of skin epidermis. Gene Ontology annotation, cellular component: keratin filament. Lineage: Eukaryota; Metazoa; Chordata; Actinopteri; Chaetodontiformes; Chaetodontidae. The transcript is spliced from 8 exons. Bases 115 to 1668 code for a protein of 517 amino acids.